Messenger RNA from Ceratina calcarata, 5976 nucleotides. RefSeq names its product double-stranded RNA-binding protein Staufen (gene stau). NCBI's taxonomy places the organism in Eukaryota, Metazoa, Arthropoda, Insecta, Hymenoptera, Apidae. The coding region runs from base 217 to 2571 and encodes 784 amino acids. The record is from RefSeq and is a predicted model, not a curated record. Gene Ontology annotation, cellular component: cytoplasmic stress granule; neuron projection; neuronal cell body. Gene Ontology annotation, molecular function: double-stranded RNA binding; mRNA binding. Gene Ontology annotation, biological process: germ cell development; anterograde dendritic transport of messenger ribonucleoprotein complex; protein localization to synapse. The transcript has 9 exons.
GGGAUGAGAGACGGUGGCCGACGAGAGGUUCACAUCAAAAUGGCCGCAUUUUAGUCUACAGACGAUUUUUCUUUACUGUUUGCCAAUAGCCGCAUAAAGGGCCUGGCAGUGUUCCCUAAAGUGGCAGAUCUGUUUCGCUGGAAAUUUCGUCGUCGAAUAAACUGAAAAUUUUCGUGAAAUAGAACAAACUUUGGGUUUGCAUAACAUUUUUACAAGAUGUUACGUCAGCAACAUCAUGCGAUGCAAAACCAGCUUAGAGAUCACAGCAGAAUGGGCGGUCCGAUGCGUCCUAUGCAGCAGGCAAGUAUGGCCCCUUUACAUCAGCCUCAGCAUCCGAUGCCGCAUCGGAACCCGCAUCAACAAAUACUGUCCAUGCCCCCCCAUCAACAACAUAUUCAUCACAUACAUCACCCUGGACCCCCACAUGGAAAUCCGAGGCAACCAAUGUUGAUGAGCAUGAAUGCACACAAUACAAACGGCACGAUGGUCAGUGUCAGUUUGAACGAUCAAGCAAACACUGUCUCUGUGACUCUACAAAAUCCGAACGUGCAGCCACCGCAAUAUGCUCAGCAGCAGAACAGUCAACAGAAUCCACCUCCGCAACAGCAGCACAUUCAACAACAGCAACAACAGAUCAUAGAAUCGAAUAAAUCAGUUACGAACGAACCGAACAGUGUAGAGUCCAGGGAUCAGAAUUCGCCUAAUCAAGGUCACGUCAGCGUGACCGAUUCAGCUUUGGCAAACAUGAAAGAAAAAACACCGAUGUGCUUGUUGAAUGAGUUAGCACGUUUUAAUAAGAUUCAGCAUCAGUAUAGAUUGACCAAUGAGCAAGGACCAGCGCACAAAAAGCGAUUCACGGUAACGCUGAAGCUGGGGGAGGAGGAAUACGUUGCCGAGGGUCCUAGUAUAAAGAAGGCUCAGCAUAGCGCAGCGACUGAAGCGUUGACGAAAACAUGGUAUCAGCGACCUCCCCCGAAGCCUACAAAGGCGAUGAGGGUCGGCCAUCCGGGAAAAUGUUUCACCGGAGCUGGAAACUUGCCACCGACCGUCGAGUUAAAUUCUUUGGCUAUGAAGAGAGGCGAAGCCACUGUGUAUACUUUCAGGCAAGCUCCGCCGGCAGGACUGCAACAAUACGUUUCUAACAGUUACAUGGGCCACUUCCCUCGAAUAUUGAAUCCACGUUUGCCGGCGUAUAAUCGCGGUUUCAACGCGGAGCCUCAAUUAUAUCUUGUGUCUUUAAAAGUAGGAGAACGUGAAUUCAUCGGGAAAGGCCUGACUGGUCAAGCAGCGCGACACGAUGCUGCGAGUAAAGCUUUAGAACAGUUGCGGCAGUUGCCAUUGCCGGAGGAAGUGACGAACAGUUGUAACCCAGGCGAAAACGGUACGAUGGGCGAACCGAAGGAUCCUAUCGCGGAGUUGAAGAGUCCGGUAUCGUUGGUUCACGAGAAAGCUCUGAAGCGUGGUUUACCCGUGAGUUUCGAAGUUGUCUCGGAAAUUGGUAAACCUCACAUCCGAACGUUCAGGACAAAAUGCACGGUCGGAGAUAAAGUCACGUUAGGAGAAGGACCAUCAAAGAAGGUAUCGAAGAGACACGCGGCCGAGUUUAUGUUAGAGGAGCUUAAUCGUUUGCCGCCUUUGCCGGAAACUAUUCAAAACCGUUUGGUACGAGUGAAACGUAAACCGCCGGCAACGAAAAAGAAGUCGAGGAACCUCAUAAAGGUUUACCAAGAGCCACGCUCCGAAUCUGACGCCGCGGAGGAAGUUAAUCCGGUUUCGCGAUUAGUUCAAAUACAGCAGGCUAAACGAGAGAAGGAACCGGUCUACAAUUUGAUCGAAGAGAAAGGCGCGCCGAGGAGAAGAGAAUUCGUGAUGGAAGUCACUAUGGGACAGCAUUCUGCUCAAGGAAUGGGUCCGAAUAAGAAAUUGGCUAAAAGAGCCGCGGCGGAGGCCCUCUUAGCGCAAUUGGGUUACAGCAAACCGCAGCCGCAACCCACGAAGCCAUCUAUUAAAACAGGAGAUAGCGAAAGUUCUGAACAGAAACCUAGAAAAGUUACCUUUUUAGAAGAUGAGCAGAUUAAUGAAACUCAAUCUCAUCAACCAGUAGGAGGAACAAUCGGACGUCAGUUGGUACCCGGACUAUUAUUAGUGGACGGAGGUCAAGAAUCUAAACUAGGUAGCGGACCUAGCGUACAAAUUGUUGCCGAAGAACUACGAGGACAACAACAACAGAAUCCAGCUACUGCUUCUCCCAAAGAUCAGUUAAAAUAUCUUUCUCAAUUAUUUAACUUCAGCGUGGAAUUCAAUGAUUUCCCAAAGGGAGCGGUAAAUAAGGAAUACUUGUCGCUUGUUACGUUGAGCACGGAUCCACCACAAGUUUGUCACGGGAACGGGCCGACGAGAACGGCGAGCCGAAAUCAAGCAGCACUGAAAGCUCUGUGUACUUUAAGUAAGCUGGGUCUCGAUAAUGCGUCCAAUUCGCAAACGAAGAAAGAUAAAGGUGCGUCCGGAGAUGGAAUACACAUUAGCAUUCAAGUUAAAAAUAACAUUAUGGAUGGAGCUAUGGAUAAGUAAUUACAUAGUACAUAAGGUUUACGUAUAAGUUCAAUUUACAUUGCCCUUUAAGGCAUUGCAAAGGAAACUGAACAUAAAAGUAUUCCGUAAAAUCGCUGAUGAGAAUAAGAUGUGUUUGAAAAUUUAUCGGAGGUUUAAUACUGACCUUAAAUAAUCAAUAUUAAAUGUUAAUAUUAUCUAAUGAAUUUUCAUAUUAAUAAUUUGGUCCGAUUUAGUAUUAUUAUUUUUUUUUAAUUUAUCGAGUAGGUUCAGACGAGUGUAUUGAUAUCCUGUUCCAUCAUUCUGUGUUUGUUAAUAUUUUUUUUUCAUUAUUGAUCAGGAUUACCGAAUUUUAUUAUAAUGUACAUGUUGCUUUUAUGUAUCCUCUCUAAAUUAAUUUUUUACCUAGUAUUAAUCAUGUGUUCUAUUUUUAUUAAUAUAUUUACAUAUAAUUACAGUUGUUGAAUGAACUAAUCGGAGGGAAAUUGACUCUUCGCGAUCUAUCUCUCUGGGCCUUAUUGCACGGUAACUUCAAACAUUGAAUCACCGAUGACUCUCGAUCUUCACACAUUAAUGCCAUUGCUUCUUUAACAUAACGGAUCGCAGAUUUUGAAGAUCAAUAGCUUUUUGUGAAGGAUCAAUCUUUUGCAGUGCCUUAAUCGCAUCGAAAAGUUGCUCAAGCACCAAUAGAUGCUGAAUCCGUUAUAUUCAGUCGUCCCUCUUCCGCUUGUUCCCCUUUUAUUGGAGCUGAUUAUUCCCGAUAGUUUUUGACAAGCUUCUGUAACGAUCACAUGCACUGUAACCCGUGGGCAAAACCACGUAAUCGAGUGUAUACAAUUAAAAUUGCUUUUUUUUACUGCAGUAGCGUUUAUUUUUUUUACGAUCGUAUAUAUUAUUGGUGCUUGAUCAAGAUUGUGAUCCUAGCAGUGCUCGAUCGACUCUAUUAUAUUUAUUGUAACAAUUUCAUUGAUAGGACCACAAUCAGAAAAGAAACUGUAAACUGUUUAGACAUCGUAAAUGAAAUGGUCAUUUGCCAGAGAAUCGUGGUACAUGAUCAUGAAAGAAACAAUGUAGAAACGUUAUUUUAAGCGAAAAGUACGGAAAUCUGAGAUGAAAUGCGGCCAUCUCUUGGUUUCUCUAUUUAAUCCUUGGCUUUCUCAUUCUUGUGAGUAAAAUGUCUAUUAUGUCCUAUUACCUAAUACGAGCGUGUAAGAACCAGCGAAGUAAUCACAUCAAAUCAUCGUCCGCGUGAAUCGAGAAAACUCUGUUACCGUUUUGUUAAACAAAGCGGAAUCAAUCGCGUUUUGUCGAAAACGAGAUUCGAUGAAAAUCUGAAGAGGUUGCGCAUUUCAAGUGUCCCCAACUGAGUGAUCGAACCGUUUUUUUUUUUUUUUUUUGUUUAUUGUCAGAUUCGCGUUUCAGAGUUCAGAACUCGUGCUAUUUUAUCACUCUGGACUACUAUACGCUAAACAGGUUUACAAGACUAGACAUACAGCAAUGGUAAAAGAAAUGUAAAAGUUGCAGACGUUGGUUGGGGACUCUUUAAACGUACUCGACUAUUUUGCGAGUUUCCAUUUCCAAAUCUCUAAAAUCGAGAAAAGGUAAUGUGAUAUAUUCAUAUUAUUGGCCCAAUUUGCUUUUGAAUGGGGCCUAGAAGCAUUCUGGGGUCAUAUUCGUAUUUUACAAGUUAUCGAGAAGUAAAGGAAACGAAAAUUUUCAUACACCCGUCGUCGAGUAAAAUGGCUGAAAGAUGAUCCGGGUGUAUCGGAAAUUGUAGCUAAGGUGGUAAUAAUUCAAAAUUUGUCUCGUUGCGUCACGAUCAUUAAACGAAAUCAGUUUGAUUUGAACAUGUAGUUAAGAAUUCCGGUGAGAUAAUAAGUUUCCGUGGAACAACGUCGAAUUUUGUCUUAUUGCCGGUAGUUUGUAACGAUGCUGAAGUGAUGAUCGAAUGGAGAGAAGAGUAUCUAAUAAUGAAUGAAGAUAACGUCGAUGAAUAGACUUAGUUCUGUCUAUCUAAGAACAAUAUAAUAUCGUGUUUCUCGCGUAAAGAAGACUUAUCUUAUAUUCAUUAUUCUUACUGUAUCAAUGAUUACUUCGAUGUUAAUGAACAGAUGUAAGGAAGAGAUUUUUAAAUUUCGGUAAACGUGUUAAUUAAUUUUCCACGAAAACAUGCAACACACGAUAGGAAACAAAAUAAGGAUUGCUUGUAUAUCGUUUAUAAUACUUUUCUCUUUCAAAUAAUUUCCUUACGUAAAGCGAUACCUUCCGAAUAAUUUGUAGAUCAAUCAAGAAACAAUUAAUGAACGUUCCUUUUUCUGAGAUAUAUUGCUUCGUAGAUGGGCCUUCCCUCUGCGCGUGGGAUUCACUGUUUCGAAAGAAAUAGGAUAAAACGGAUAUAGCAGCGAGAUCAUACCUCUUGGGUAUGACGCUCGCAGCGAAAUAAGUGAAACAGGAAUCCUACGAAAGUGUAAUCCUCUCGGAGGACCUAUUUUAUCUGCGUAAACUGUAAUACAAUAGUUAGUCGUAACGAUAAGCGAAUAAAGUAUUAAUUACUGGAGAUAUGUGAGCUAUCUCCGCGGGAUACAGGCAGACAUGAUACCGAGAUAAACGCAUUAGAAUAAAGAAAAAACAUAAUAUUCUAAACAUUUAUUUUACGAAUAACGCUUUCCCAUUGAGUCUGUAACUAUCGGACAGUUCUAAUACUGACACCAAGGUCUAUAUCUAUCUGAUUAUCAUUAAAUUGUAAAUCAUUGAAUCGUAGCGAUACACUUACGCCUCUUUUUCUGUUCCAUUUUAUUGAUAAAUAAAUGCACAAAACUUUGAAUUCACAGUACCUACUUUAAACAGUUCAAACAUUUGUUGUUUCUGUCCGAACGUGAACCGUUGAAUUCGAUUGAAUCGACGUACCGAUAGUUAAAGAAAUAAUUUCAAUGAAAGCGAAGAAGAACACGAAUGAGUCGUUUAAGAAUGUAUGUCGGAAAAUUAACAGGAUUCGUUAAUUUAGCCUUGUAAUGCUAUACAAUACGGCGAACGAUUAGAACGUUAUUUUCUAAACGAUGUAGCUAUGCAAACCGUAAUACGAUCAUUGUUUUUAACGUUGCGGUAUGAGAAAUGAAAGUCGCGCUUGAAGCAAGUAUUAUUAUGUUCGUUUCUCUUAUUCAUUCCGUAAGAGAAUACUACAGAUAUGUAAAAUGUGAUUUUUCAGUAAUUAUCGUCGAACAAGAUAUGUAUGAUUGUAUGAAAAGGAAAUGAACUCGAAUGUAGACUGUGGCAGUAAAGAUUUUACAUGUACGGAUAAUGUUUUUUUAUGCUGGAAAAUCGUUGACUCAGUUUUGAAGGAAAUGAUUGUUUCACACGUAGGUAUCUACCGCUUAUUUAAACUUCAUCGGUUUGUAUUUGACAUCAAUAAACGAUUGUAAAAACGUU